This is a messenger RNA of Danio rerio (zebrafish), 3448 nucleotides long. The record is from RefSeq and is a predicted model, not a curated record. Lineage: Eukaryota; Metazoa; Chordata; Actinopteri; Cypriniformes; Danionidae.
UGACUUAUCUGGAAGUGGAAGCUUUUGUGAGCGGAAGUACAUUAAGUAAUAGUCGGUCUUCGUUGAUCGAGUGCACCUUACAAGUCACUUCAAGGGGUGCUGCGCUUACCAGAGGUUUAGGAGUUUCUCAAGAUCAUACCAGCAGCCAUGUCAGCUGUGGUAGAUCUAAAGACGAAGGAGGAGAAAGAUGCGGAACUGGACAAAAGAAUUGAAGCCCUGCGGAAGAAGAAUGAGGCUUUGGUUAAGCGAUAUCAGGAAAUACAGGAAGAUAAGAAGAAGGCUGAACAGGAGGGCAUCGCUGUGACAACAGCUCGCAAACCUCGCCCUCAUGAGCAUGAGUCUGAACGAAGAAAGACAGAGAAGGAGAAUUUCACAGUAACAGUCGACUUAUCCAAACCAGCUGGGGAGAAGCGUUUUACAAAUGACAGAAAACCAGCUGGUCCUCGUGGAGAUCCUGGGCCAGAAGAAGAGGAGCCUGGUCGGCCACAUGGCGAGAGUCCCCCAAACAGAACCGGAUCAGGCCGGCUAAGCAGAGGCGGCCAACGCAGGGAACGAAGAGAGCCUCGUCCAAACAAAGGCGAACCACGACCAGACAGGCAACCUCAGGAUGGUGAAGUUGGAGAGAGUCCCGCUCAUACUGAACGCUCCUCUAGAGGAGGACGAAGAGGAGGAAGAGGUGGAGGAGGAGGUGGAGGCGGAAUGCAAGCAGGACCUGGCUCAGAUAGAAAGUCAAAGGAGUGGGAGGAGAAAAGAAGACAGAACAUAGAGAAAAUGAAUGAGGAGAUGGAAAAGAUUGCUGAAUAUGAGAGAGGUCAAAGGGCUGAUGGAGAGAAGAUUCCUAUGAGGAACUUUCUUGAUGACCCACGGCGCAGCGGACCCAUCCCAGACACUGACCGCAAAGAGGGAAGCAGACGACACGUGCGCAACUGGGGUGGAGUUGACUUUGACAAUGUGAAGACUGGUCCAGAAGUUGAGAAAGAAUGGACGAAUCGUAGGCCUGGUGGUAAAGGCUCAGUGGAUAUGACUCUGUCGAUGACGGGUAGAGAAAGAGCCGAAUAUCUCCGCUGGAAAAAGGAAAGAGAGCAGAUUGAUGAAGAACGACUGGCUCGUCACCGUAACGCAACUGGACAAUGGAGGCGAGAGUGGGACGCACAAAAAACUGAUACGAUGUUCAAGGAGGAAUCAGCUGUGGCUGGUGAGAGCAUGCAAGAACAAAGCAACAGGAGAGCAGCUAGGGGGCGCAAUACCCAUGCACAGCAACGCGGUGCACCUUCAGAAGACAAUAAGAAGCCGCCCAAGACACCAACCUUCGGGGACUUCUUGGGGCAGGGCAAACCCAGACAGGCAGGAGGACGUGGGCGAGGAAAGGGCAAAAGCUACAGCAUGCAUGAUAAUCGGUGGGAAGGAGAAAAUGAAGAGGAGAAAGGAAGAAAGGAGGAGCAAGAGAAGGAAAAGGACGAAGAGAAGGACAAAGAAAAGGAAAACGAAAAUGAGGACAGCACCCUUAAGGCUCCAUUGUCAGAGAAGAAAACUGAAGAAGAAGAGGAAGAUGAGUGGGAGGAUGCCAGCGAUGGUGAAGAGGAAGAUGUGGAAGAGGAUGAAAAAGCAGAUCACGAGGAAGACACGAAAGAUGCUAAAUCAAAAGAAAAGAGCAUUUCCUCUGCUGCAUCCUCUACUCCCAGCCCAAAAGGGCAACGUACCCCAAGACCCAAAGUCCACAUCCCUUCUCCCAAGGAGAUGCUCAGUACACCAGAGGCAGCAAAACCCCCUAGCCCUUUCUCCCCGCUGGACGGCCACCAGCCAGUGUCAGACUGGGGUGAAGAAAUGGAGAUGCUUUCUCCUAAGAGCAGUCUGGGCGAGAGCCCUCUGAGGCCCAGCAGCACCGAAAGCAGUCCUGCUCAAGCUAAGAGCAACCCGGCAGAGAAGGAUGCUACUGACACACACAGCCAUUCUGAAGAAUCAGAAAUAACACCUACUGUGGUGGAUUCCACUUCCUGUGAAACAAAAAAGGAGUCUUUACGAGCUAAAUCUCCCGACACUACCACCUCGAGCAGCCAAGAACCCAUAGUUUCGCCCACCUCAGACAGCACCAGCCAGAGCAAGGAAAUCGAUGUCCCUAAUGUUGAGCUGGACCAGAGUCAGUGUGAAACCAGUCCUGAAGAGGAAACAUCAGUGGAUUCUUCAGAGCAACCGUCCACAGGCUGAGGACUUAAUGCGCAGACCAGAAGCGGAGAAAAGUGGAGACAUCAGGUGUAAUGGACGGCUGUUGACUGUAAAUUAAAGGUUCGAGGGGAGUCCUUGGAUCCUUGCCAUCGCUUCAUCCAAACUACUCAGUGUAUUAUUUAAUUAUUCCUCAUUGGUUGGGACAGUGCUGUUGUCUAGCUAUGCUGCUGCUGCUCUUUUCUCACGUUUACACUGGGAUUAAGUAAAGCAUGUUAAACUCAAGCCACAAAAUUAGGUUUUUAUGACGGAGCAAUGCAAGUUCCUGUUCCCCAAUGUUGUUUGAAACAACGUUUGGCGCAUCAUAAACAUGAUAUCUGAGCUCAGAUUUAUAUUUUAAUGUCAAAAGGCAAUAUAUGAAGUUGUAUUUAUUGCUGAGAGUGGGAUGCUUCACUUUUUUGCAGUCCCGUCAUAAACUAGGGCAUUACUUUUUUUUUUUUUAACUAAAGAAUUCUCACAUUACAUUUUAAUAUUAUAUUCAUGAGAAUGAACUCCAAAUUUUUAAGUUUAGCUUAGUCAAUUGAUGCCCUAGAAAUAAUGUGCACACUGACCAAAGAUUAUAAAAUCAUGGCAAAAUUAUGAGUUUGAAUGAGAAUGAUGAAAUGACUUGGGUGACAGAUCAUGCAUACAAUCAAGUCCAAUUUUAGUUUUGACCUUUUAUUUGUUGUUGCAUCAUGUUUAAGUACUGCAUUUAUCACAAGUGUAUUUGUGUGUUCCUGAUUUUGAAUGGAUGGAGCUGGAGCUUGAUAACAUGCAAUAUGUUUAUGUCUUUUAAACUGACAGACAUUCCAAUGUGUUGUGCGAGUGUUUGUUUCUUUUUUUGUGUGUGUGCAUUGAAUUUCCCUUUUAUUUUCCAGUUGAGCUCACGGAGCAGAAAGAAUCAUGACAUUUGUGAUUGUAUCGUACCUGCUGCACCUCCCUGCAGAUGAAAUGUCUUCCUGUUUGGGGUUAGAAAGAACUUCUAUAUUAUAUAAUUUGGUUUGCCGCUUGUAGGAGGUUUGGUUUGGCUUUUGAGAAGUGCACGUAGCAUGAUACUAAAGUAUUGAUUUUCCUCCAAAGUAUCCUCCUAAGAUUUCAGGCAUUUGUUUUUUUAAGCUUACUGGACAUAAUUUGUUGUUGCUUUAAUCACUGUGUUAUGUAUGAUGUGUGAAAAGUAAGUAAGCAGUGUAACUUUAUCUGUAUUUAGUAAGCUGUCAUAUCAAAUAAAUGACAUACUUGCCUUACUUAU